Molecule: messenger RNA, 2621 nt
Organism: Drosophila hydei
Lineage: Eukaryota; Metazoa; Arthropoda; Insecta; Diptera; Drosophilidae
Product: trichohyalin-like
Exons: 3
Coding region: 132-2555 (807 amino acids)
Source: RefSeq, a predicted model, not a curated record
UCUGUGAAUGUUGGCAUUCCUAUAUAUAUAUAUAAAUUUGUGUAUAUUUUUUAGUGUUGUCUUUAAAUAGUUGGGACAACAAAUCGUUUAGUGUGGCCACGGACAAUUGAAUCCAUCCUUUUGGGAAGGACAUGGCCUUCGUGGCUAGCAAUGAUCAACAUGGCAAUGAGAUAAUGCGUGUAGUGCUCUCGACAGAGCCGGGCAAGCGAACUGUGGCCUCCUGUCAGAAUCUGAGAAUCAACUGCACCUCCACUGGGGCUCAGUUGGAUACACGUGCCGGACGUUACGAUCAUCGUCAUCGUUUUCAUUUUUUUGCGGACACGGCGCUCAGUCAACGGCAGACGGAUCUUAAUUUGCAGCAGAAGGAACACGGCGACCGAAACAAGGAGCAGACAUUGGGGGAGCAACAUUGGCUAGAGCAGAAGAAGCAGCAGCAGCAGGAGAGGGAAAAGCAAGAACGAAAACAAGAGGAAGGGGGGCGGCUCUCGGCACAAUCAAAGCAAAGGCAGCAGCUGCAGCCGGAGCCACUAGAGCAGCGAGGGGAUAAAGCAUUGCAGCUGGAGAGAAAGGCGACAACGGAGCAGCUGCCUUCGAAGAUAUCGUGCGUAGAGAGAAACAGAUGUAAGACGGAACAGCAAGAGAAGUCACAUCGUGAGACGCUCCAUCGAUAUAGUGCAUACUUGGAGUGGUCGUACGAGGAGAUUUCACAGUCGGAAAAACAGUCACAGCUCCAACCGAUCUCACAGCCGAUGAAACUGCAGCCAGAAAGAUCGAAAUCGAACCGGAAAACUCAAAUAAUAAAUUCGCAGACGGAGAAAUUACAGCCAGAGAGCUUGCAUCUAGAAGGCUUCAAGCCGUUGAUGCGACCGAAGCCGGAGCGGUUACAGUCCGAGAGAUUUCCUCAGGAAGACUUACAGCCCAAGCUGGAGAAGGUUCAGAAGGCUCGGUUGGAGAAAAAAUUGCAGCCGAAGGAUAUGCAGGCGAAGGAGUUGCAGGCGAAGAUAUCGCAAUUGCUCCAGAAGUCACAGACAGAGCUGAGCUUUCAGCAAGCCAAAGAAUUGCAGCAAAAGAAGAAAUCCCAGAAGGAGCUACCACAGCCCAACAUAGGCUUGCAGUUGGAAAAGACCUCGCAGUUGGACUUGUCGCAGUCCAUGAAGACUUUGCAGCCGGGUCACUCAUCGUCUCAACAUUCAUCCAAUCAGAGCGAUGGCGAUCUAGCCGUUGCGGAGCUGGCACAGUGGAAUAGCGCUGAGGUCAUUGCGCAUAGCACCAUGCUCGCUCCGCAGGAUAAUAUCUAUCAGCGAGGCAGCAGCGAGUGUGCAACGUCUGGUUCGCCCUUCCACACCUGGCUGGCAGCUAAAAAGGAGAAGCAUCAGCAGCUGGAAACGGAACGCCGUCAGACCACUGAGCUGGAAGAGCAGCGUGCUAAGGAGCGCUCGCGUCUCGCUCAGCUGAAGUAUGAACGUUGGUUCAAGGCCAAGACAAAUCAAUUGAGACGAGCCAAGUCAGACUUGAGUUCCACUCAGAUGACGGGCAAUUCACGUCAAUCACUGCCAGCGGCGGAGUCGCAGCGUCGCCUCAUCGAAUGGGAGCGCGAAAAGCUGGCCGAGCUCAAGGAACAGCGGAUGAGGCGUGAGGCCAGCUUAGCACGAAAAAAUCUGAUCGACUCGGCGCGCCGCGAACUGAGCGCCGAUGCCUGGGAGCAAUGGGUGCAUGCCUCGCGAAACAAGCCCAAGCCCGUGCCCAUGGGCAAGGGCCUAGACUCGCUGCGCGGCACGAACUCGCCCCACUUCAAGAAUCCCAACGAGUGGCAAUCGCUGCAGGUGUCCAGUAACAGAACACAGCUGAGCCAGCCGACGCAGACGCCACAGCGCCAUGGACCCGACUACGAGCGCCUGGAACGGCUGGCCCAGCCGCGCCGCCACAGAUACAAGACCAGCUUUGUCCCGGAGGUAAAGAGCAAUCAACUGGGACUGGAGGACGAUUACCACCUGGCUAAGUUAAACAAUUCACUGGACAGCUGCCUGUUGCGUCCGCAUCGUACGCCCAUCAUCUGGAGCAAGACCAAUGCGCAGCGUGUGCGCGAGAUGAAAAGGAACGUGCCACUGGUGGAGACUCCGCGCGAGCUGCAGGACGAUCAAUUGGAGCAGUUGCGCAAGCAGCAAGAGCUGCAGAACAAUAAAGUCCUGCCGCGAAAGUUUCAACAGAAGCGCGAUCAGUUGCGUCGCAAGCUCAAGGGCUGGGUCGAGGAAGGUAAGGCGCUGCCUGUGCGCAGCCACAGCAGCUCCCACAGCCUGAAGGAUGAAUUCAAGCACGAGCAGAAGCAGGAGCUGAGGCAACAGCAACGACGCGCUGUCUACGUAGAAGAGACGGCCCAUUUGCAGCGUCGCUUGGUCUCGCUCAACGAGUCGCGUGUUCAGCGCUCCGAUGACCAACUGCAGUCGAUAGCCAAAAAACCGAUUGCUCCUCUUCAACGAGCGCGCAGCAUCGAACCCAAACGCUUGCUCAAGGUCAAGGACUCCAAGGAGGCGCAAAAGGCGAGGCCUUGGCGUUAGGUUUUUCUUUUGUUUUUCUCGCCCCGAAGACCCCCCUCUCCUCUCUCUCUCUCUCUCUCUCUCUCU